Messenger RNA from Ustilago hordei, 1116 nucleotides. RefSeq lists its product as uncharacterized. The coding region runs from base 1 to 1116 and encodes 371 amino acids. Lineage: Eukaryota; Fungi; Basidiomycota; Ustilaginomycetes; Ustilaginales; Ustilaginaceae. The transcript has a single exon. Gene Ontology annotation, cellular component: cytosol. Gene Ontology annotation, molecular function: aldose reductase (NADPH) activity. The record is from RefSeq and is a predicted model, not a curated record.
AUGGCCUCGGCUCAAGCCUCGACUUCGGCAACUGCCUCUAGCUCCGCCUCCUCCUCAACCUCCGCACCUUCAUUAUCCUCUCCAAUGGCACGCUCAACCCUCUCAUCCAUCCCACCACUCCUCUACGGCACAGCCUGGAAAGGCGACUACACAUCCGACCUGGUCAUUCUGGCGCUCACCCACGGUUUUCGCGGAAUCGACACCGCCGGUCAACGCAAACACUAUCGAGAAGAUCAUGUUGGUCAAGCACUCCUCACUGCAAGCACUGAGAUGGAUCUUCAACGAGACUCGCUUUGGCUCCAGACCAAAUUCACACCUCGCUCCGGUCAGGACUGGUCACAUCCGGAGUUAAUUCCAUUUGGUCAUGAUGAACCUGUAGAAGUGCAGGUGAGGAAGAGUUUCGCUGCGAGUCUAAGAAAUUUACAUCCUUGGUUGGAGUUUGAACCGCUGGAGAAAGUUGCGAAGAAGAUCGAACAGAAUUGGGAGAAAGAAGGAGAAGGUGGGGAGCUGGAUGCAGGAGUGGAGUAUGGCGAUAAGAAAGGGGAGGCUUGGGUGGAUAGCUACGUUCUUCACUCUCCCCUUACGACGCUGGAAAGGACACUGAAAGUGUGGGCAAGCAUGGAAGUUUUCGUCCAACUCGGAUUAGUGAGGGAAAUAGGCAUAAGCAACGUAUACAAUCCAGAUAUCUUCCAAGCUAUCGCCCGCACAACUCGCAUUCCACCAAGCGUCGUCCAGAAUAGAUGGCACUACACCACUGGCCACGAUGUUGCCCUCUUAUCCCUUCUCUCUCCCACCCUCUCACCAAAUUCAUACACAAAGGGGGAGAAAGGAGUGGUGUAUCAGCCAUUCUGGAGUCUUACAGGAAACCCGAACCUGUUGUCAUCGGUGGAAGUCCAGAAUCUGGCGAUAGAAAAAGGAUGGACUCCACAGCAAGUGGUAUAUGGUUUCUUGGCAAGUGGGAUGAAUAUUCCAGGGUUGAGGGUGACGGUGCUUUCGGGUGCGACGAAUGAACAGCACAUGGAAGAGGCGGUGAGAGCGGUAGAGGCUGCGGCUAAGGAGGGAACAUGGAAGGAUGGAGAGUUGGAUGUUAUCAGGAAGGUUGUCUAUGGAGAGUGA